AUGGGUACCAAAACACUUAUAAAGUUGGGUGCUUUGGAGCCUAAACAGACAGCGUUUCUUUUGUGUGAUAUUCAAGAAAUUUUCAGAAAACACGUGAAACAUUUCGGAGAAAUAGUCAAAGUGGCUAAUAAAAUGAUGCAAGCAUCAAAAUCCUUCUGCAUUCCAGUAUACGUAUCAGAACAAUACCCAAAGGGUCUGGGCCACACUGCGGAGGACGUGAACGUGGCUGAUGCCACCUGGCUGUAUGAGAAGACAAAAUUCUCAAUGCUCACCCCCGAACUGCACGUGAGGAUGCAGACUGACGUUCCGCAGCUUUCCUCAGUAGUUCUAUGUGGACUUGAGACUCACGUUUGCAUAGAGCAGACUGCAAUAGACCUGAUGAGCGAAGGAUUGGAAGUGCACGUAUUGGCUGACGGAGUAUCGUCCAGAUCCAACAUGGAUCGAGGAUUGGCUCUGCAGCGAUUGCAAGCCUUAGGAUGCUUCGUAACAACAUCAGAAAACGUCCUAUUCAAGCUACUGAAGGAUAAAAACCAUCCGUCAUUUAAAUUUAUUUCGAAGUUGAACAAAACACCUACAGUAGACACGCUGGGAUAUGAUUUGAAAAAUAAAGCGUAA
Pectinophora gossypiella (pink bollworm) is the source of this 615-nucleotide messenger RNA. Its product is annotated as isochorismatase domain-containing protein 1-like. Gene Ontology annotation, cellular component: cytoplasm. NCBI's taxonomy places the organism in Eukaryota, Metazoa, Arthropoda, Insecta, Lepidoptera, Gelechiidae. Bases 1 to 615 code for a protein of 204 amino acids. The transcript is spliced from 4 exons. The record is from RefSeq and is a predicted model, not a curated record.